This is a messenger RNA of Acanthochromis polyacanthus (spiny chromis), 5858 nucleotides long. It is a transcript of the gene ap2a1, whose product is annotated as adaptor related protein complex 2 subunit alpha 1. Lineage: Eukaryota; Metazoa; Chordata; Actinopteri; Pomacentridae. Gene Ontology annotation, biological process: intracellular protein transport; clathrin-dependent endocytosis. Gene Ontology annotation, cellular component: AP-2 adaptor complex; membrane coat. The record is from RefSeq and is a predicted model, not a curated record. The coding region runs from base 763 to 3714 and encodes 983 amino acids. Gene Ontology annotation, molecular function: clathrin-cargo adaptor activity. The transcript has 22 exons.
UGCAUGAGUGCGUCGCACGGUCACGUCGUAUUGCUGUCACGAGCCUUAUUCGAUCCGUGGAGUGGAAGCUGGAGAAUAAGAACGGACAUCAAUUAUAUACCUAAAUACGAACCAAAUUCAGUGCGUGAUAAAGCGGGCAAGAUUAUAACUUCAUAUUGCUGGUUGGCGGUUGAGACUCUCGACUGAGUUAUUUCGGUCAACUGGUGAUGUACUUCAGUAUUUGAAUGAUAUUGCUAGCCACCUAUCUAGCUAGCUGUUAAGCUAGCUUUACGGUGCGUGACUCGAAGUAACUUAACAUUGUAUUCUCGGACGGUGUUCUUAAUAACCCAUCUCACUACAUUCGUCUUAAUGUCAUCCAAGUAGUGGGUGGUUUUAACUUUAAACAGUUCUUACUAUAUGUGUUCCGUGUCGCCUCUAAUCCUUAGGAGAUAAGGAUUGAAUGAAAUAACGUUAGCUUGCAAUAGCCAGCGGAAACGAGUCAGCUAACAGGGAUAACGUUAACUUAUCCUCCUGCUACUGCUUGAUCCACCUCCAUCCAGCGAUUCUAGCAAAUGCUAUCUGAGCUAGCAGCUCAGAAGCACACAGUGAGCUUGGUAGGUAACCUUCGAUCAUAAAGAUAAAGCGAACGACUUAAUCUGCACAGCAGCUAGCUAAUACGGAACAUUAAGGUGGACAUCUUCAACUCCAGUUCAGUGAGAAAGGCUGACCAACGUCAGUGUAUUUUUACGGAUAAGGCCGGAGUGAGAACAGAAACCUGCAAAAAUGCCGGCUGUAUCGAAAGGAGAUGGAAUGCGCGGAUUAGCGGUGUUCAUUUCGGACAUCCGAAAUUGUAAGAGCAAAGAGGCUGAGAUCAAACGGAUCAAUAAAGAGUUGGCCAACAUUCGCUCCAAGUUUAAAGGAGACAAGGCUCUAGAUGGCUACAGCAAGAAGAAGUAUGUGUGCAAGCUGCUCUUUAUCUUCCUGCUUGGCCAUGACAUCGACUUUGGACAUAUGGAAGCAGUCAACCUGCUGAGCUCUAACAAGUACACAGAGAAACAGAUUGGCUACCUAUUCAUUUCAGUAUUGGUAAACAGCAACAGUGAGCUCAUCCGUCUGAUCAACAAUGCUAUCAAGAAUGACCUGUCCAGCCGUAAUCCCACCUUCAUGUGCCUGGCCCUUCACUGUAUUGCAAAUGUGGGAAGCCGUGAAAUGGCUGAGGCCUUUGCCAGUGAGAUCCCUCGGAUCCUGGUUGCUGGUGAUACAAUGGACAGUGUGAAACAGUCAGCGGCCCUGUGUCUGCUGCGGCUCUAUAAGACCUCUCCUGACUUGGUACUAAUGGGUGAAUGGACAUCACGCGUGGUGCACCUGCUCAAUGACCAACACAUGGGUGUGGUUACAGCAGCCAUCUCUCUCAUCACCUGUUUGAGCCAGAAGAAUCCAGAUGAGUUCAAGACCUGUGUUUCCCUGGCUGUUUCACGACUUAGCAGGAUUGUGUCGUCAGCCUCCACUGAUCUGCAGGAUUACACAUACUAUUUUGUUCCGGCACCUUGGCUGUCUUGCAAGCUUCUGCGCUUGCUACAGUGUUACCCACCACCAGAAGAUGGUGCUGUCAAGGGUCGUCUGGUAGAGUGUCUGGAGACAAUUCUCAAUAAGGCCCAGGAGCCGCCAAAGUCCAAGAAAGUGCAGCACUCCAAUGCCAAGAAUGCGAUCUUGUUUGAGGCUAUCUCUCUCAUCAUCCACUAUGACAGUGAGCCUAACCUGCUAGUGCGAGCCUGUAACCAGCUUGGCCAGUUCCUGCAGCACAGAGAGACCAACCUGCGUUACCUAGCUCUGGAGAGCAUGUGUACUUUGGCCAGCUCUGAGUUUUCCCAUGAAGCUGUCAAGACACACAUUGAGACUGUCAUCAAUGCCCUCAAGACUGAGAGGGAUGUGAGUGUUCGACAGCGGGCAGCUGAUCUGCUGUAUGCUAUGUGUGAUCGCAGCAAUGCAAAGCAGAUUGUGGCUGAGAUGCUCAGCUACCUUGAGACAGCAGACUAUUCCAUCAGAGAAGAGAUGGUGCUGAAAGUGGCAAUACUUGCAGAGAAAUAUGCUGUGGAUUACUCCUGGUAUGUAGAUACGAUUCUCAACCUCAUCCGCAUUGCUGGUGAUUACGUCAGCGAAGAAGUGUGGUAUCGUGUCAUUCAGAUCGUAAUCAACCGGGACGAUGUGCAAGGCUAUGCUGCCAAGACGGUUUUUGAGGCCUUGCAAGCCCCUGCCUGCCAUGAGAACAUGGUGAAGGUUGGAGGCUACAUUUUGGGAGAGUUUGGUAACUUGAUCGCUGGUGACCCACGCUCCAGCCCCCUGGUCCAGUUCAACCUUCUCCACUCCAAGUUCCACCUGUGCUCAGUGCCGACUCGUGCCCUGCUGCUGUCAGCCUACAUUAAGUUUAUCAACCUUUUCCCAGAGACCAAGGCCACCAUCCAAGAGGUUCUGCGCUGUGACAGCCAGAUCCGCAACUCAGAUGUGGAGUUGCAGCAGCGUGCUGUCGAGUAUCUGAAGCUUUCUUCCAUUGCUAGCACUGAUGUUCUGGCCACUGUCUUGGAGGAGAUGCCUCCCUUCCCAGAGAGGGAGUCAUCAAUUUUGGCUAAGCUGAAGAAGAAGAAGGGGCCUGGGGCUGUGUCUGUGACAGAGCUGGAAGACAGCAAAAGGGAGGGCGGGGAGUUGAAUGGAGGGAGUGACAGAGGGCCAGACACGUCAGCAAUGGCUGCGUCUAAUGCUUCCACUCCGUCACCCUCAGCAGACCUACUUGGGAUUCGCUCUUCUGCUCCUGUUGGUACUGCUCCGGCCAGCGCUGGCAACCUCCUGGUGGAUGUGUUCUCUGAGGCAGGCCCUGCUGCACCCUCUGCUGCUGUAAACGAUGACGGCUUCCUCAGAGAUCUGGAACAGCCCACCGAGACCUCCGAUUCCCUAUUGGUGGAGGGUUCUGGUGACUCGGACUCUGCUCCUCCCUCUGAGGAUCCUGCUCCUCCUUUGUCUGAGGCAGACGAACUUCUUAACAAGUUUGUGUGCAAGAACAAUGGGGUUCUGUUUGAGAAUCAGCUGCUUCAGAUUGGCAUCAAGUCAGAGUAUCGCCAGAAUCUGGGGAGAAUGUACUUAUUCUACGGUAACAAGACAUCAGUGCAGUUUGCCAGCUUCACCACCUCAGUCAGCUGUCCUGGGGAGCUGCAGUCUCAGCUCAAUGUUCAGACCAAACAAGUGGAACCACUGGUAGAGGGCGGGGCCCAGAUCCAACAGGUCCUCAACAUCGAGUGUCUGACUGACUUCUCUGAUGCCCCACUCCUCAACAUAAAAUUUAGAUACGGAGGAGCUCUGCAGAAUUUGACCCUCAAACUGCCUGUGACCAUCAACAAGUUCUUCCAGCCAACUGAGAUGUCCUCACAUGACUUCUUCCAGCGCUGGAAACAACUUAGCCAGCCCCAGCAAGAAGCACAAAAGAUAUUCAAGGCCAACCACAGCAUGGACACUGAAGUACUUAAGGCAAAGCUGCUGGGAUUAGGAACGGCCCUGCUGGACAAUGUUGAUCCAAACCCAGAGAACUACGUGUGUGCUGGAGUGAUCCAGACCAAGGGCCAGCAGGUUGGCUGUCUGUUAAGACUGGAGCCAAAUGCACAGGCACAGAUGUAUCGUCUGACUCUGCGCUGCAGCAAAGACUCUGUGUCCAGGCGUCUCUGUGAGCUGCUGGCCGAACAGUUCUAGAGUCCAGAUCUCUACCAUGACCAGUACUCCCACCAUCCCCACCAGCGACCUCUCCUUCCAAUCCUCCUGCCACACCUCUCCUCCUCCCUCCAACAGAGAGUCUUUGAGUAAAAAAGGUGUAACCUACAUAAGGGAAAAAGCAGCCGCUGCUAGCAGCAGCAGCAGCAAUAUUAUUGUCAUUAUUCUUGUCCCAGAUUCUGAUUCCAGUUCAUCUUCUACUUGUUUAUUAACAUGAUGCUUCAUUCUUGUUUUUGUUGGUUUACCUGUGUAGCUGGUGUGUGUAUGGCCAGGAGUGUGAGUGUGUGUUUGUGCCUGUGUGCCUGCAUUUGUGUCCCAUGGUUGUGCUGGGGUCUCAUUCUACUCCAUCCUGAUUGCUCUGUAGUACUGAUGCUUUGAAUUUCUGUAUGUGUGUGAGAGAGAGAUUUAAUUUGUAGAACAUUCCUUGAAGUCAAAUGGGAGAAGCUGUUAGUUGUGCACAUACCCCACCAACCAAAAUAACACAAGCUAUUAUAUGACCCCCAUAAUUCCUACCAAUGAAAUGAGACCUGGGGGUUUAUCAAGCAUUCCCACUAAAAAUGCUCUUAUGAUACUGGAUCUUCUCUGUGACCCUCCAGUGUGAGCUCCCUUACUUUUCCACUAAAUGGCCUCAUUCCUCUCAUAAAACCCUAUAAUGAGUAGCCGUUUGUUUCAAUGAAGUAUUGCACUUGUUUGUUAUUGAUGUGUAUGUAAAUAUGUGCCAGUGAAUGACUUUAUUGCUUUCUGAGACAUUCCCAUCGUACUUUUUUUUUUUUUUUUUUUUAGAGUGCUGUUGAUUAUUUAAUCCAGGCUGCCCAAGUAGAAGGAUGGCACAGAGAAGGUAUUAUGUGGAAGAGGGGUACAGGGAUGAGACCUGCAGUGUCAAAACUAUCUUUAAGACCCAUCAGAGUCAGUCUCAUCCACGACCUGGAACAUAGUUCUAGAUGCUUGUCAUUGAAAAGGUUAGGGGACAUUUGUGAGCAGGUCUUUAUUGGAAGUAGAGAAGUUUAUAAGGUGUGCACAUAAUUUUCAUCAUUGUGGUCUUUAACCUUAUCUAACUGGCACAUUGUUUUGGGAACACUUAAGAUAAAACACAAAUCUGAUAAUGUGUGGUUUGUCCAAGCAAAGUUUUCAAAUGUUGCUUCUCUAAGACCAGGCUUACAGAGGUGAUAGUUAUGCUUUAUUUAAAAUCCUCAAGUAGCAUGCUUUAGUUUUAUAAGACAGAAGAUUUUGACUCCUGUGCUGAGCAGUGCACAGCUACUUGCCUAAGCUUUUCAGUGGGAAGCAUCUGGGCCUGUGGUUGAGACAUGAACAGGGAUGAAUACAUUUUAGAGACAUCAUGGUUCUACAAGAUGCUGGUACUGGUUUAGGUUGCUGCACCAGUGUAUGUAUAGAGACCUGUUGAAGUUCUAAAUAAGUGCACAGCUUUAGCUAUGAUUAGAAUAGAGCAAAAUACAUACACCAUAUAGCCACCUAAAAGGAUAUAACAGUUUUGUACUCAGGCAGUACAAAGGCCACUGCAGCAGCUAAAUCCAGCACCCACCUGGAACAAAAUGAGUCUUUCCACACAUUCAUAUCCCUGCUUCUUCAGCCCAGCAUUAUUAUCAGUAAUGCUGAUAUUUCAGGUGUGUACUCAACCACAGCUGUAAAUGUUUAGAGAAUACAGAUGUUGAACAAAUUCAGAAUGCUUAGUCAUUCAUCCACAACUUUAUAACUCUAUCUGGGCUUCCUGUCACACACAAGCACUGACAUUGUGGGAGAGGACAGGAUGUAAGACACCCAGAUGUCCAUGACAACUACAGGGGACUCGGUAUGCAUGUGUGUGAAUGUGAGUGUGGCUGUAAGCAGGUUAAAAAAAAGAAAAAAAGCCUAAAGACAUUUCUAAUACAUAGUCACAGUACAUUCUGUGGCUGCACAGCAAUCACAGGACAUUGAAUUUAUAGUGAAAAAUGUAGUCUUUUUGUCAUUCUGUGAGUGUGUGUACGUGAGUUUGUGUGUGUGUCUAUGCAGUAUCCACUAGCUAAUGCAGCCUCAUGUAUCGGUGUUAAGAACCUGUCCAAUACCUGUGUUAGAAUUAAGAUUUACUCUGUAAUGAAAAAUGUGAAAGUAAAACUAUGCCAUAUAUCUGA